AUGAAGCUGUCCGCCAUCCUCGCCGCCCUCCCCGCGCUAGCCCUCGCCUCCCCGACGCCGACGGUCGAGAAGCGCGCCACCACGUUCUGCGACCAGUGGGGCUCCGCCGUCACCGGCACCUACACCGUCUACAACAACCUCUGGGGGGCGUCCUCCGGCACGGGCAGCCAGUGCACGACCUUGAGCGGCCUCUCGGGGGGCAACCUGCAGUGGUCGACCACCUGGUCCUGGUCUGGCGGCCCGUACAGCGUCAAGUCGUACGCCAACGCCGUCGUCAACGUCAGCAAGAAGGCCCUGAGCGCCAUCAACAGCAUCCCCUCGACCUGGAACUGGAGUUACUCCGGCAACGGUCUCGUCGCCAACGUCGCCUACGACCUCUUUACCUCCUCCACGGCCUCCGGGUCCGCCCAGUACGAGAUCAUGAUCUGGCUCGGCGCCCUCGGCGGAGCGGGCCCCAUCAGCGCCACCGGCAGCCCCGUCGCGCGGCCCACCGUCGCCGGCCGCGCCUGGAACCUCUACAAGGGCACCAACGGCCAGAUGACCGUCUUCAGCUUCGUCGCCCCCAGCAACGUCCAGAGCUUCAGCGGCGACCUCGAGGCCUUCGUCACCUACCUCGUCGGCAGCCAGGGCCUGCCCGCGUCGCAGAUCCUCCAGAGCAUCGGCGCCGGCACUGAGCCCUUCGUCGGCUCCAACGCAAAGUUCACCACGACCGCGUACAGUGCCUCGCUUUCCUGA
Messenger RNA from Colletotrichum graminicola M1.001, 735 nucleotides. Its product is annotated as glycosyl hydrolase family 12. The coding region runs from base 1 to 735 and encodes 244 amino acids. The transcript is spliced from 2 exons. Gene Ontology annotation, molecular function: cellulase activity. Gene Ontology annotation, biological process: polysaccharide catabolic process. The record is from RefSeq and is a predicted model, not a curated record. NCBI's taxonomy places the organism in Eukaryota, Fungi, Ascomycota, Sordariomycetes, Glomerellales, Glomerellaceae.